Messenger RNA from Diospyros lotus (date-plum), 2692 nucleotides. Its product is annotated as pentatricopeptide repeat-containing protein At1g15510, chloroplastic. The transcript has a single exon. Gene Ontology annotation, molecular function: zinc ion binding; RNA binding; protein binding. The record is from RefSeq and is a predicted model, not a curated record. Gene Ontology annotation, biological process: RNA modification. Lineage: Eukaryota; Viridiplantae; Streptophyta; Magnoliopsida; Ericales; Ebenaceae. The coding region runs from base 46 to 2691 and encodes 881 amino acids.
CCCGGAAAGAAGGCCCGGGCUUGAGCACAGCAUGUGCCUCCGACAAUGGCGAUCUCUGCUAAAACCCCACCGGUUUCUCUUCAUCCAGACCUGCCUCCUACUAUCCACUCGGUAACCCACAAGCUCAAAGCGCUAAAUUUCUCUCGUGUCCUCAAAACCAACCACUUCUCCUUGAGCAAGGCCUACGAGAUAUCCGUCCUCAGCUCCGGCUCCAUCGACACCCGAGACCCCAACUCCCACUUAUGCGACCUAUGCCUUCGAGGCCACUUGGAGCAAGCCCUAAGAUGCCUAGACUCGAUGCAGGAGCUUCAAAUCGCGGUCCAGGAAGAAGCUUGCAUUGCUCUCGUGAAGCUAUGCGAGUGGAAGCGGGCUGCCGACGAUAGUUCGAGGGUUUACUCUUAUAUAUCGAAUUCGAGGACCCAGUUGAGUAUUCGACUCGGAAAUGCUUUGUUGAGUAUGUUCGUGAGGUUGGGUAAUUUGGUUGAUGCCUGGCUCGUGUUUGCGAAAAUGGUGGAGAGAGACGUGUUUUCUUGGAAUGUCUUGCUGGGCGGGUUUGCCAAAGCGGGUUAUUUUGAUGAAGCCUUGAAUUUGUACCAUCGGAUGUUGUGGGCCGGGAUUAAACCCGAUGUUUAUACGUUUCCCUGUGUUUUGAGGACAUGCGGCGGCGUGCCGGAUUUGGGUAGGGGUAGGGAGGUUCAUGCUCAUGUUAUUAGAUUUGGGUUUGAGUCGGAUAUUGAUGUGCUCAAUGCUUUGAUCACCAUGUAUACGAAAUGUGGUGAUCUGUUUAAUGCACGGUUGGUGUUUGAUAGAAUGCCAAGGAGGGACGGGAUUUCUUGGAAUGCGAUGAUUUCAGGGUAUAUUGAGAACGACGACUGUUUAGAAGGACUGAGUUUGUUCUUUAUGAUGCGUGAACUUUCUUUUGAUCCGGAUUUGUUUACCAUGACUAGUGUGAUCUCGGCCUGUGAGCUUCUUGGUGACGAGAGAUUGGGGAGAGCAAUUCAUGGGAUUGUAGUGAGAACAGGAUUUGGGAUUGAUGUUUCAGUGAGUAAUUCGUUAAUCCAAAUGUAUUCUAGUGUUGGGAAUUUAGAAGAAACUGAAAAACUUUUUGCCACAGUCGAGUCUAAAGAUGUCAUAUCUUGGACGGCAAUGAUUUCAGGUUACGAGCAUAACGGUUUGCCUAAUAAAGCUGUGGAAACUUACAAUGCUAUGGAGCUAGAAGGUGUCGCUCCAGAUGAGAUUGCCAUUGCUAGUGUGCUAUCUGCCUGCGCUUCUUUAGGACUUCUAGACAUGGGGGUUAAGCUGCACGAGCUUGCCAAGAGGACAGGACUCAUAUCACAUGUUAUAGUUGCAAACACUCUCAUUGAUUUGUAUUCCAAGUGUGGAUGCAUUGACAAGGCUUUGGAGGUUUUCCACCAGAUUCCUGACAAGAAUGUGAUAUCUUGGACAUCAAUCAUCCUUGGGCUUAGGAUCAACAAUCGGAGCUUUGAGGCUUUGGUUUUCUUUAGGCAAAUGAAACUUAGUCUAAACCCUAACUCCGUUACCUUUGUCUCUGUCCUCUCUGCAUGUGCUAGGAUAGGAGCUUUGAUGUGCGGGAAGGAGAUCCAUGCCUAUGUGUUGAGAACUGGAUUGGGGUUUGAUGGUUUUUUACCAAAUGCACUCCUCGAUAUGUAUGUAAGGUGUGGAAGAAUGGAACUUGCAUGGAACCAAUUUAAUGCUCACAGAAAAGACAUAGCUUCAUGGAAUAUUCUUCUUACUGGCUAUGCCCAAAUGGGAAAAGGAUCACUUGCUGUGGAGCUAUUUGAUAGAAUGACGAAAUCAGGGAUAAAACCAGAUGACAUCACUUUCAUUUCCUUAUUAUGUGCAUGUAGUAGAUCAGGUAUGGUGACCGAAGGUUUGGAGUACUUCAAUAGCAUGAAAAAUGAGUAUUGUAUUGUUCCAAAUGUGAAGCAUUAUGCUUGUGUGGUUGAUUUACUUGGCCGUGCUGGGAAAUUGGAGAAUGCUUAUGAUUUUAUUCAGGCAAUGCCUAUAAAUCCAGAUGCAGCCAUAUGGGGGGCUUUACUAAAUGCAUGCAGGAUCCACAGGCAGGCUGAACUUGGGGAAGUUGCUGCACAGCGUAUUUUUGAUAUUGACGACAGUAGUGUUGGGUAUUAUGUUCUCUUGUGUAACCUCUAUGCCGAAUCCGGUAAAUGGGAUGAUGUUGCAAGACUUAGAAAAAAGAUGAUAGAGAAAGGGGUUACCACUGAUCCUGGAUGCAGUUGGGUGGAAGUGAAAGGCAAAGUCCAUGCUUUCCUCAGUGGUGAUGAUUUCCACCCUCAAAUAAAGGAAAUAAAUGCAGUUUUAGCUGGUUUCUAUGAGAAAAUGAAGGCAGCUGGUUUGGAUGAACCGAGAAGAAGCUCUAUGGAUGAAGUUGAAGCUUCAAGAGCUGAAAUUUUAUGCGGGCACAGUGAGAGACGAGCCAUUGCAUUUGGGCUCAUAAACACUGUCCCUGGGAUGCCCAUUUGGGUAACAAAGAAUCUCUACAUGUGUGAAAGCUGUCAUAAUACCAUCAAGUUUAUCACUAAGGUAGUUCGAAGAGAGAUUUCUGUUAGGGAUACUGAACAUUUCCACCAUUUCAAGGACGGAGUCUGCUCUUGUGGCGAUGAGGGUUACUGGGGAAAGACUCAACGAGGACAGGAGCUGACAAAAUCCUGAC